Messenger RNA from Bursaphelenchus okinawaensis, 1858 nucleotides. The record is from the annotation of a GenBank genome assembly. NCBI's taxonomy places the organism in Eukaryota, Metazoa, Nematoda, Chromadorea, Rhabditida, Aphelenchoididae.
AUGCUAGCUUAUGCGAUCUUCUUGUACGUAACAGAAAUGCUGUUGAAUACGUUUGCUCUGGUGGUGCAUAUAAUGUUUUUGUUCAUUUUGUCAAAGACAAAGUUGUUUUUGAACAGUCAGAGGUAUUACAUAGGGAAUGUCAUCUUGGCCAAUAUUGUUACUAUCGUAUUUCGGUGAGUAAAUUGGUUUAUGAAGUUAUUAGGUUGUUCAAAUAGCACAGGGACUCUUGACACAAAAAAUUGUUUUGAGAGAGGCACCGAAUUAUUUGAACGACCUAAUAUUUCUGGAAGUUGGAGGGGGGUUAGAUAGUAACAGUGGUUUUGAUAAAGGAGCAAAGGCUGGGUAAGGUCUUGUUAGUUCAUAAUAUUGUUUCAGCUAUCCUCAGUUAGUCCAAAUACUAGCAGAACAACCACUGUAUUCAGAUGAACUGAACACUGUAAUAACAGAAGUUCACAAUUUGGCUGACAGUGCUGUCACCAACAUGUUGGCACAGAUAACCAUAUUUGUAGAUGUAACUGUUGUCAUUAUGGGUAGAGAUGAAACCGCCUUAUCUGUAGCAAUAGUUUUAUGUGUUUUAAUGGUAAGUGCUAAAUACUAUGAUGAAUCUUUACAUUUAAGUCUAAUAAAACUUGACCAAGUUACGAUAUAAGAAUUACUGUAUUUUUUGUAUAUAAACACUACAGUAUUUUCUUUUCAGUGGGCUGUAGGAUACUAUAUCUAUACGGUAUAUAACUCUAUGUUUGAAGUCUUGGAAGUUCUCAAUUUGAUUUGUUGGUUCACCUUCUUUGGACUGAUCUACAUUGGUCGGACCAAGUAUCGACAGCUUACUAAUGGUAAUGUCAACAACAAAUACAAAGUAAGGAAGUACUGUGUUAAAAAAAGUAAUUUAUUAUGAAAGUACUGUAUUAAGACAGUACUGUAUUUCUUCAUUUCAAAACUAGGCACAUACCAGAGUUCCACAGUUUUUUAAAUUAGGCUGAUAAUAAGACGAUUGAAAUGUACUUUUAUAAAAUGUAAAUUGUAGCUGAGUGUAUGCCUUCGUACCUUGGCGGUACUCAAAGUAAUGGCAGUUUGUAGUGCGAUAAAGAACUUUGUUUGCAUCAACGACAUUCUAGUACUAAAUGCUUUCAUACGACCGUAGUAAGUGUACCUAUCAGGUUGUUCAAUUAAUUCUGUGCCUCUUGUCAAUAAUUUUUUUUUGGAUUAGGAGCACAAAAUUAUUUGAACAACUUCAACUUAUUAAAAAACAUAAUUAAAAUUUCCAGUAUAUUUGAAAGAGUACAUAAUAUAGAGAAAAGUAUAUACAUAUUUGAAAUUUACAUUAACAAAAGUAUGAUAUCAUUUAAUAUGUUAUCAGAAAAAAUUUGCAGUAAAGACGUCUUUGGUGAACAAAUCGCUAGUUUUGUCUACGACCUCACACUCUCUGUGUAUUCGUCAGUAGUGCCAUUUCUAAUGAUAUGGAGCCAUGAACAAAUGAAGAAAACGUAUGGGUGAGAACCUGCUGCGUUAUCUAUAACAGCGUAGUAUUAGUAGCAUUAACUCUAGUAUAAGUACCGUUGACUUUAAUAUGAUUACUAUGACCUAUAAUAUGAGUACUGUUACCUCUACCUUAACAAAACUUGUCUUAUAAAUCAUAUAUAGCUAAUGAUGAUGACUUUUCAGUAGAUUAUACUCCACAAAUGGACCAAAAUUAGAAGUUGUGUCAAUCGAAAAGAAGCCGCGAUUUGUUGCCAGGAAUGUUGUUGGCGAUGUGAUAACACACCUGAGACCUCAAGAAGAAGAAGCACAGCACUUUGCACAUUUGCAAAGCAGUUGGAAUACUCUAAGAGUACCAGGACGACCUAUUAUGGUGCAAUAA